Esox lucius (northern pike) is the source of this 1107-nucleotide messenger RNA. RefSeq names its product coiled-coil domain containing 127b (gene ccdc127b). Bases 97 to 909 code for a protein of 270 amino acids. NCBI's taxonomy places the organism in Eukaryota, Metazoa, Chordata, Actinopteri, Esociformes, Esocidae. The transcript is spliced from 3 exons. The record is from RefSeq and is a predicted model, not a curated record.
UUAUGUCAAUGUUUUUCCACGUUUUGUGUGUCAGGGGCAAAUAAGUUGUUUUUAAUUCAACAGAAUCGUGAACAAUUUGUUGGCAGUUCAUGCCAGAUGAACAACCUGAAUGACCCUCAGGAAUGGAACAUCAGACCAGAGCGGAGAGGGGAUGGUGGCGAUGGGAACAAGUGGAACUAUGCCCUACUGGUGCCCAUAAUUGGACUAGCUGCCUUCCGCUGGAUUUGGUCCAGGGAGUCACAAAGGGAAGUGUUAGAGGUGAAAAAGAAGUAUGAUAAGAGCAUGCAAGCCAUCCGCGAUGCCAUGGACAGGAAGUACAAAGAGACACUGAGAGAGAACCGUCAGGAGACGAUCCACUUGGAGCUAGAGCUGGAGAAGGAGAAGAACCGUGCAGAAGGCUACCGCCAGGCCAUAGCCUCACAGAGCCAGCAGCUGAUGGAGGAACGCAGAAGGCUUAGCCAAGAGCGUGAAGCCUUGACUGGAGAGAAAAGAAAAGCACUGAUGGCAGGUGCCACUGGGGCCCUCUUACACAUGGCUCUGGAGAGGGAGAGUAAAAGCGAGUGGCACAAAGGAGCUGUGGCUGCACUGAGGGAGGUGGAGGAGGGUUUGUUGAAGAGACAAGAGGCCUUCUGCAGCAUUCUGGUUCCCCGGGAGAAGAGGCUGGAAAUAGAGAGAGAUGUGUUGGUCAGAGUUGUCCAGGAACGGUCUCUUGCCCAGCUGGACAUGGAGAGCGACUUAAAGGACAUUUUUAGAAAUGACAGCCAAUGUGCACAUUACCUGAACAAGGACAAGCACAAUAAUGGUAGUCUUAUGUGGGUCUAUCUUAGAUACUGGCAGCUGCAGGUCACACUGCAGAAGCACAGAAGGGCAGAGGCCACGUUAUUGGAAAGAAAGUCUAGCAAUCUUUGAUGUUGCAAGGAUUAUCACUGUAUAGUGCUUAUUGAACCUAUAUAGUAUUUGCCUGACCCUUAACCUCAGUUCAUACAGUACCAGUCGAACAUUUGGACGCACCUACCCAUUAAAGGGUAUUUCUUUAUUUUUACUAUUUUCCAUAUUGUAGGAUAAUGAAGACAUCAAAAAUAUGAAAUUACACAUAUUAACCCAAAA